Messenger RNA from Hippocampus comes (tiger tail seahorse), 1603 nucleotides. It is a transcript of the gene vcpkmt, whose product is annotated as valosin containing protein lysine (K) methyltransferase. The transcript has 5 exons. The record is from RefSeq and is a predicted model, not a curated record. Gene Ontology annotation, cellular component: protein-containing complex; cytosol. Bases 32 to 697 code for a protein of 221 amino acids. NCBI's taxonomy places the organism in Eukaryota, Metazoa, Chordata, Actinopteri, Syngnathiformes, Syngnathidae. Gene Ontology annotation, biological process: peptidyl-lysine trimethylation.
GAACUUCCGUUUCCGCUUGGGUUUAUCCAACAUGGCGGCGCAGGGAGAGCACAACUAUUUUGUGAGACAAAUCGAUAAAAACGACGGUUCUCUCUUGACAGUGUGCCAAUGUUACAUGGGGGACGUGGGCUGCGUGGUGUGGGAUGCGGCCAUCGUUCUCGCAAAAUAUUUAGAAACAAAACAAUUUUACGAUCCGUCCUCAGGAGUGAAUUUAUGGGCUGGCCAAAGAGUGGUGGAGUUAGGAGCUGGAACAGGGGUCGUUGGUCUGAUGGCAGCAACAUUGGGGGCUAAUGUUAGUGUGACAGACUUAGAAGAUUUGCAGACCCUCCUGAAAGUGAACAUUCAAGGCAAUCAGGCUCUCAUCAGUGGUGGAUCAAUAACUGCCAAGGUACUGAAAUGGGGUGAAGAUGUAUCUGGUUUCCUUCCACAUCCAAACUAUGUCCUGAUGGCGGAUUGCAUUUAUUACAAACAGUCAGUUACCCCGCUGGUGGAAACAUUGAAGCUGCUCAGUGGACCAGAGACCUGCAUCAUUUGUUGCUAUGAGCAACGCACUGAGGGUAUCAACCCAAAAGUUGAGAAGCAGUUUUUUGAGUUGCUGCAACAAAGCUUCAACUGUGAAGAAAUCCCUUUGAGCAAACACGAUAGUGAGUUUAGCAGUCCAGACAUUCACAUCCUACAUUUUAAGAAAAAAGUUUGAGUUUGUAUGUAAAUAGAUUAUGUUUCUUUGGCCUAAUACAACCUGGAUUGAUUGCCAACCAAGCUCAGAGCUCACAAAGAAAAAUAAUUGUUGUUACGGUACGUGUCUGGAUGUGGUACUGCAGUGUUUGCUUGUAAAUAUUCAUUGUUUGAAGGAAUUUCACUCCCACUUGAUGCUAAUUUUUCUAUUACCCGGUGAAUGAAAUUCCCUAUUAACUGCUCUCAUUAGCACAGGCGAUGUUUGUAAAAUGGAGUAUGUCUUAUAUUUAAAUAUACAAUGUGUGGAAAUGGUUUUCUAAUGUUUAAUUUUUAUAUCAUCUCCAACUGAGGUGUAAUGAAAACGCUUAAGGCAAGCUCAGGGAAAGCAGACUAACACUCGUGACACGCUUGAUGCACAAGCAAGAUGGCACGUCAGCGUGCUUUCACAAUGCAGCAACAUCCAAACACACAUCUUUCCGUUCAGCACAUUAAGAAUUUUUCUUCCAUUAUAAUAUUUUUAGGAUUGUGAGAUGCCCAAAUCGAAAUCGGGAUUAAAUGUUGAUUAGUUGACCAGCACUAGUUCACACUCACAUUCAAUUAAGAUCUGUCACUUGGAAAAGUCAUCAAUGAAUAUAACAGUGUUUUUCAAAUGUUGGAGGAUAAUGGAGCACUCAAAGAAAACCCACGCAAACACGGAGAGAACAUCCUAUAACUCCACACAAGAUGCCCAGAAUCACUUUGCUGCUGUAAUAGCAAAUAAUGUAUACAAUAAGCACCUAUUUUGGUGUCAUGAAUCCAUGUGUGGACGCCAUGAGUUUGUAGUGGAGCUAAAGCAUUGCCUAUUUGUAACACUAGGGGGCAAUAGUUGCCAUUAAAAAAAGUGUGGCUCAGUUUUGAAUCUUAAAUAAAGCUGCAGUUUCAUGAUGAA